Messenger RNA from Penicillium waksmanii, 2439 nucleotides. RefSeq lists its product as uncharacterized. The transcript is spliced from 6 exons. Bases 1 to 2439 code for a protein of 812 amino acids. Gene Ontology annotation, cellular component: microtubule; nucleus; kinesin complex. Lineage: Eukaryota; Fungi; Ascomycota; Eurotiomycetes; Eurotiales; Aspergillaceae. The record is from RefSeq and is a predicted model, not a curated record. Gene Ontology annotation, biological process: microtubule-based movement. Gene Ontology annotation, molecular function: ATP binding; microtubule motor activity; ATP hydrolysis activity.
AUGCCUUCCAAACAGCCCCAGGCGUCGCUGUUUCAAGUCUACCUCCGCUUGCGCCCUCCUCUCGCCCAGAAAAUCGAUGAAUCCGACCGUUUCCUUGCCGUCGAGCCACCGGGGGCAUCGCAGAAUGAAACCGACAUUGUCGCACCAGUUCCUACCCAUAUCACUCUUGAACCGCCUACCGAUUCACGAAAGCGCGCCGUGGAGAAGUUUGGUUUUACCAAAGUCUUCGAAGAAACCUCCUCACAGCUCGACAUUUUUCAUGACACCGGAAUGGAGUCCCUGGUGAGGGGAGUUCUAAAGGAAGGUCGUGAUGGACUGGUCGCAACAUUAGGAGUUACAGGAAGUGGAAAGAGCCACACCAUUCUAGGAUCCAAAUCCGAACGCGGCAUCACCCAAAUGGCCCUGGAUGUUAUCUUCCGGUCGCUGGAACCCACCGUGAAAACCAAGGACGGCAGCAUCAGUCCCAUGAUGCUUGCAUCACUGGCCGCAGCGGAUGCCUCUGAAGCGCAGUUAUUCGCCGCCCACACCUUCCUGGAAGCCGUCUAUGGUGACCCCAAUUCCGAUCGUGGCCGAAGUUCUAGAGCCCAAACCCCCAUGAGCCCAUCCCGCGCGCACACCCCACUUACGGUACGGAGCCCCAAUACCCUAUAUACCCUUGAUGAAUCGCCUGGGUACGGGACCUCGAGAUUUCCCCCAUUUCCACCUGGAGAAGACCUUCAAAAGGCCAGCCCAAAUCUACAAUCCAGUCCCAUUCGCAAAGAUCGAUUCGGCCUUAGUCCACCGUCAUCUGAGCCCUUUGGAAGGAAACCCUAUGGAUCCUUACAUCCUCUCCCUUACACACGCCCCAACAUGUACCAGGAACGUUUAGCUAAAUCACGACUUUAUGUCUUCAAGGAACCCACCCCCGCUCUAGCAUUUCCCCGCCGGCAGCCUCGUGAACGGCCUGUUGUGUCUCCGCGACUCCCCGACGUUAGCCACCUCACCAUCGAUUUAAACUCAAACUCCGAUUAUGUCGUCCUGGUGUCGAUGUACGAAGUUUACAAUGAUAGAAUAUUUGAUCUUUUGUCGCCAUCGAUCGUCCCUGGGCAAGGGAACACUAUGUCUCGCGGCGGUAACCCUCAAAAGGACCGUCGACGUCAUUUGCUUUUUAAGCCAACUGAGGGAUCGCCAGAUCGAAAAGUGGUUGCUGGACUUCGCAAGAUUGCCUGCAGCACCUAUGAAGAGGCAUUGGCAAUUCUAGACGUUGGGCUCACGGAGCGAAAGGUAACAGGUACUGGAUCAAACAGUGUCAGCUCCAGAAGCCACGGUUUCUUCUGCCUAGAGGUCAAGAAACAGGUGCAUAAGCGUCACGGCGAGACAAAUUGGGUGGGCAAUACUUUGACCGUCGUGGAUUUGGCCGGAUCUGAGCGUGCCAGAAAUGCCAAAACAGCCGGUGCCACGCUGGCGGAGGCUGGAAAAAUCAAUGAGAGUUUGAUGUAUCUGGGUCAAUGCCUACAGAUGCAAAGCAGUGUCCAGGAUGGUACAAAGACCGCUCUUGUACCAUUCCGUCAGUGUAAGCUCACAGAGCUUCUCUUCUCGAAUUCCUUCCCUUCUUCCAACCAAAUGUCUCGGGGCCACCAUCCUCAGAAGGCAAUCAUGGUGGUCACCGCUGACCCUUGGGGUGAUUUCAAUGCCACAUCUCAAAUAUUGCGUUAUUCUGCAUUGGCUCGUGAGGUGACAGUUCCUCGCGUUCCCUCUUUAACUGGAUCAAUUGUCUCUACUACUUCCAGUCACCAUCGAUCUAUCAGUGGACGUGCUUCGCCUAACUAUGCCUCGGCCGAAGAACUGGAGCGUGCCGCAGCUGAAAUUAACAGACUCAACAACGAUUGUCACAGCAUUGCUAUUCGACUUGCCGAAGAAGAAAUUGCACGGUCUGAGGUCGAAUUCCGACUGAAGGCUGCCGAAGAAAGAUGUGUCAUGAUUGAGCAAGAAGUUCGGGAGGAGUGCUGGGCCGAGAUGGAUGACAUGAUGGAGGAGGAGCGUCGACGCUGGCAGAAGGCCUGGGAUGAACAGCUUGGUCACCAUGAUGAACACGUGGACAAGAAGAUCGAACUCGUUUCUCGUGGAUUCAGCAUUUACGAAGAUCCCGAGCAAUCAUCGAAUGAAAGGGUAGAAGAACUAGAGGAUGAGAAUGAACGGCUUCGCCGGCGUCUUGCCACCCUCGAGCGAGAAAUGAAUUCUCAAUCACCUACCCGAAAGCCCCGAGCAAAGCACACUUCGCCCAACAAGCCCUCGAAUCUUUUGAGUCGAGAGAGUGAUAUCGAGAACGCACUUCAGCGCAUGAACCAACUACAUCUCACCGAUAGCAUGUUUACACCUUCUUCGCCUACCUCACCAGGUAAAAAACCGCGAAAAAUAUCGACGAGAAAAUGGGAUUUAGCCCCGGAGAGCCACAUUUAG